Messenger RNA from Mycena indigotica, 999 nucleotides. RefSeq lists its product as uncharacterized. The transcript is spliced from 3 exons. NCBI's taxonomy places the organism in Eukaryota, Fungi, Basidiomycota, Agaricomycetes, Agaricales, Mycenaceae. The record is from RefSeq and is a predicted model, not a curated record. The coding region runs from base 1 to 999 and encodes 332 amino acids.
AUGUUCGCCUCCCGCUCCCUCUCCCCGUCCUUCUCCCGCUCGCCGUCCUCCGAGUCCGCCUCUGUCCCAGUGCGCCCAGCGGCUUUCGGGCCUAUUGAAUCUGUGCUCGACAGCAUUCUGGGCGGCGAGGCAACGGGAAUACCAGAGACAAAGGUCCUCGACCCAAUAACUUCCAUAAUCACUGGCAUUGACACGCAGCUGAGACACACGGGACCCCCGACAACGGCGACCCCCCGGUCGACCUCGGCCCCUGGCGCUGCUCCUCCGAAGACCCCGCCGAAUGGUAUUCCCCAGUCUCCUGCAAGCACCGCGCCGCCCGGCUCAACAAAACGGGGCGCGCUAUCCACCUUCGGCCCUGGCGUGCCGCCCAACACCUCUGUUGGUUCGCUUGGGCAUGCUAGCGCCAGUGGUCUCGGUUCUGAAUCCUCACCACGGCCGUCAAGUGGCCCCACAGUCACGGCCAUGACCACGGCGACGACCACCGAGCGCAUCGCUACGCCUGCACGCCUCAAUCUGGCGCUGAUAGUCGGGGUGAUCGUCGGCAUGUUAUUGUUUCUCGCGGGAAUGGCCAUGGCUCUCUACUGGUGGCGCUCGCGACGCCGAAGAGCGCAGGCGACGACGAGCAUCCCAUAUCCUGCGUCCGACUCAGAUUUCAAUGCUGGCGAGACGCUCACGGCCGGGCUGGGUGUGCGAGAUGCCCCAUAUCCCGGAAUACCUAGCUCCUCAACCCAGGAACUCCUCGGCUUUUCCAGCAGCUCUUCGGCCUCUUCAAACGAGAAGGAAAGCGCGUCAUCAGCCCCCAUGGCGCAACCUACACUCCCGCUCGCUCCCACCGCUCACAUCCAUUCCUAUGGGCUGCGGCCACUGCCUACGCCCGCAUCAGCGCCGGAUUCGUAUUGGGCUCAUGGCCGGCCUGGCAGUACUAGUAGUGUACGUGCACCGGGUACUUCAGCACCAUCGCGCGGGUCGUUCGAGACCCUGCCGCCGUAUAGCCGAUAA